UUUUUUUUCUUCUCUCUCUCUCUCUUUUUUUUUCUCCUCUUCUUAAACAAACCACAAACGGAUGUGAGGGAAGGAAGGUGUUUCUUUUACUCCUGAGCCCAGACGCCUCUCUCUGUUCCGUCUAAGCUUGUUUUUUGCUGAGCACUUUUUUUUUCAAAAAGGAAAAGAAAAGGAGUUGCUUGAUGUGAGAGUGAAAUGGACGUAAGAUUUUAUCCACCUCCAGCCCAGCCCGCUGCUGCGCCCGCCGCUCCCUGUCUGGGACCUUCUCCUUGCCUGGACCCCUACUAUUGCAACAAGUUUGACGGUGACAACAUGUAUAUGAGCAUGACAGAGCCGAGCCAGGACUAUGUGCCAGCCAGCCAGUCCUACCCUGGCCCAAGUCUGGAAAGCGAAGACUUUAACAUUCCACCCAUCACACCUCCCUCCCUUCCUGACCACUCUCUGGUGCACCUGAAUGAGGUGGAAUCUGGCUACCACUCCCUGUGUCAUCCUAUGAACCACAAUGGCCUGCUCCCGUUCCAUCCACAAAACAUGGACCUGCCGGAGAUCACCGUGUCCAACAUGCUGGGCCAAGAUGGCACUCUGCUCUCCAACUCCAUCUCUGUGAUGCAAGAUAUCGGGACUGCAGAAGGAGCUCAGUACAGUUCUCACCCCCAGAUGGCAGCCAUGAGGCCGAGGGGCCAGCCUCCAGAUAUCAGACAGCAGGCAAGCAUGAUGCAGCACAGCCAGCUGACCACCAUCAACCAAUCCCAGCUGAGCGCACAGCUGGGCUUGAACAUGGGAGGAAGUGCUGUUCCCCACAACUCCCCUUCUCCACCUGGGAGCAAGUCCGCAACCCCUUCACCUUCCAGUUCUGUGCACGAAGAUGACGGCGAUGAUACCUCUAAGAUCAAUGGAGGAGAGAAGCGGCCUGCCUCUGAUUUGGGAAAAAAACCAAAAACUCCCAAAAAAAAGAAGAAGAAGGACCCUAAUGAGCCCCAGAAGCCUGUGUCCGCCUAUGCUCUGUUCUUUCGUGAUACCCAGGCUGCCAUCAAGGGCCAAAAUCCAAAUGCUACUUUUGGUGAAGUCUCUAAGAUUGUGGCAUCAAUGUGGGAUGGCCUAGGAGAAGAACAGAAACAGGUCUAUAAGAAGAAAACCGAGGCUGCAAAGAAGGAAUACCUGAAGCAGCUAGCAGCAUACAGAGCCAGCCUUGUAUCCAAGAGCUACAGUGAUCCUGUUGAUGUUAAGACAUCUCAACCACCCCAGCUGGUCAACUCAAAGCAGUCAGUGUUCCAUGGGCCCAGCCAGGCCCACUCAGCUCUGUACCUAAGUUCUCACUAUCACCAACAACCAGGAAUGAAUCCGCACCUCACCGCCAUGCACCCAAGCCUCCCCAGAAACAUAGCACCCAAGCCGAAUAACCAAAUGCCAGUGACUGUCUCCAUAGCCAACAUGGCUGUGUCUCCACCACCCCCGCUCCAGAUCAGCCCACCUCUCCACCAGCAUCUCAGCAUGCAACAGCAUCAGCCGCUUGCCAUGCAGCAGCCCCUUGGGAGCCAGAUCCCCAUGCAGGUCCAGACUGCCUUACACUCUCCCACCAUGCAGCAAGGAUUUACUCUUCAACCCGACUAUCAGACUAUUAUCAACCCUACAUCUACAGCCGCACAAGUUGUCACCCAAGCGAUGGAGUAUGUGCGUUCUGGGUGCAGGAAUCCUCCCCCGCAGCCAGUGGACUGGAAUAACGACUACUGCAGUAGUGGGGGUAUGCAGAGGGACAAAGCACUGUACCUCACCUGAAAAUCAACACCUCUCCUUUCCACUGAGGAGUUCAGGGAAAUCUUUUCACCACGGAUUGCUUUGUGCACUCAAGGCAGUUCUUCAUUUUGUUAGAAAAAUACAAGUUGCUAAGCACUUAGGACCGUGUGAGCUUGUGGGUCACCCACGCUGGAAGAAAUAGUCAUGCUUCUUUAUUAUUUUUUUAAUCUCUUAUGGACAUUGUUCCUCUUCCCUGAAGGAAGUAUGAACCAUUCUGAUUUCUGUUGGUUUUGCUGUGAAGUGCUACGCUCUAGUAACUGCCUUAGCAACGGUAGAUGUCUGGGGUAAUGGUCCUGGGUUUUCCAUUGGUUUUCAUAAUGGGUGUUUAUAUGAAACUACUAAAGACUUUUUAAAUGGCUUGAUGUAGCAGUCAUAGCAAGUUUGUAAAUAGCAUCUAUGUUACACUCUCCUAGAGUAUAAAAUGUGAAUGUUUUUGUAGCUAAAUUGUAAUUUGAAACUGGCUCACCCCAGUUUGUUGAUUUCACAGAGGGGUUAAAUUGGCAAACAUUCAUAUUUUUACUUCAUUUUUAAAAACAACUGACUAAUAGUUCUAUAUUUUCAAAAUACUUGAAAAAUAUUCCCAAAUGAUUUUAAUUUAAAAACAAAUUGGCUUUGUCUUAUUGAUCAGACAAAAGGAAAAUAGUGUGGAGGAAUGCGCAAGCACAUUUAUUUUGUAUUGCAGAAAAAAAUCCUUUUUUGUAUCACUUUUGUGUAAUGGUUAGUAAAUAUCAUCUAAGUCCUUUUAUGUAUAAAGCUGCCAAAUGCUCACCUGGUGUCGUAGCUGCAGGAACAGGUUGAAAAGCGCUAAAUGAUCAUCUUUACCUAUGGCUCUGUAUUAUUGUUCCCUCAUACUCUGUCUGUAUUUAAUCGUUUUGGUUUUUUUUUAUGGAACUUGUUGCGCCUAUUUAUGAAAUAAUAAAUAUAGGUGU
This is a messenger RNA of Acomys russatus (golden spiny mouse), 2723 nucleotides long. It is a transcript of the gene Tox, whose product is annotated as thymocyte selection associated high mobility group box. Gene Ontology annotation, molecular function: chromatin DNA binding. The coding region runs from base 196 to 1776 and encodes 526 amino acids. The transcript is spliced from 9 exons. The record is from RefSeq and is a predicted model, not a curated record. NCBI's taxonomy places the organism in Eukaryota, Metazoa, Chordata, Mammalia, Rodentia, Muridae. Gene Ontology annotation, cellular component: nucleus. Gene Ontology annotation, biological process: leukocyte differentiation; regulation of transcription by RNA polymerase II.